Molecule: messenger RNA, 3234 nt
Organism: Penicillium macrosclerotiorum
Lineage: Eukaryota; Fungi; Ascomycota; Eurotiomycetes; Eurotiales; Aspergillaceae
Gene: kin1
Product: putative serine/threonine protein kinase Kin1
Exons: 2
Coding region: 1-3234 (1077 amino acids)
Biological process (GO): microtubule cytoskeleton organization; intracellular signal transduction; protein phosphorylation
Cellular component (GO): cytoplasm
Molecular function (GO): ATP binding; tau-protein kinase activity; protein serine/threonine kinase activity
Source: RefSeq, a predicted model, not a curated record
AUGUCGGCCCCGACGCCUGCGCCGACGUCGCCUACGGUGGUUCGUAGCCAUUCUACCUCGUCUCGUCCACCGCGAGCGCCGUCCGACCUCCCCCAUCGGACACGAAGCGUGGCGGUCCGAUCGUCCAACUCCUCCCAGCCCCCUCCACAGACUCACUAUUCAAAUUCAAAACCCCCCUCCUAUGAUCGCCGCCCGCCUUCCAACCACGCCGCAUUGGACAGAAUUGCCCGCCGAGAUUUUGAAGCCGCCAAUGCAGCGCGAAUGCCCUCCCGUCGGGAGUCUUCCGCCGAGCGCUCCUCCCAGGAGCGCCCAUCGACCGCAUCCCGGACCGAAUCCACCCGCCGUCAUCAGCGAACCCCUUCUAUCCAGCCCGAUAGCGCGGAGAUGACAGGCACCGCACAAUCGACGGAUUCCUCUUCCCAACAGGCAAAUGCCACACAUGGGCCUUCCACCACCACCCCCCAACCUCGGCGCCGCACGACCAUCACAACGCCCACGGGCCAAUGGGCGCUGGGAAAGACCAUUGGUGCCGGAAGCAUGGGCAAGGUGAAGUUGGCAAAGAACAUGGAAACCGGGGAACAGGUUGCCGUGAAAAUCGUUCCACGGCUAUCGACUGAGGAGCAUCGCAACAGCCGGGAGACAGAGAGAGCCGAUCGCUCAAAGGAAAUUCGAACCGCCCGAGAAGCGGCCAUUGUCAGCCUGGUUAACCACCCCUAUAUCUGUGGGAUGCGCGACGUGGUUCGAACCACCUAUCACUGGUACAUGCUCUUCGAAUACGUCAACGGCGGGCAAAUGCUAGACUACAUCAUUUCCCACGGCAAGUUGAAGGAAAAGCAAGCUCGCAAAUUCGCUCGUCAAAUCGCCAGCGCCCUGGAUUAUUCCCACCGCAAUAGCAUUGUCCAUCGCGAUCUAAAGAUCGAGAAUAUCCUCAUCAGCAAGACAGGCGACAUCAAGAUCAUUGAUUUCGGCCUAAGUAAUCUCUUCUCGCCCAAGAGCCUUCUGAAAACGUUCUGUGGCAGUCUUUAUUUUGCCGCUCCGGAGUUGCUCCAAGCCAGACAGUACACUGGACCGGAGGUGGAUGUUUGGAGUUUCGGCAUCGUAUUGUACGUUCUGGUUUGCGGCAAAGUGCCAUUCGAUGACCAGAGCAUGCCCCAGCUACAUGCGAAAAUCAAGAAGGGUGUAGUGGAAUACCCUCCUGGUCUCACCACUGGUAAGUCGGAACUCAUGAUCAUGAUCUUCCAAUCCAUGAAAGAAAUUGCCACUAAUCUUCUUACCCAAGAAUGUCGCCACAUUAUCUCUCGGAUGCUGGUCACCGAUCCCAAGCAACGAGCUAGCCUGUCCGAAAUCAUGAACCAUCCCUGGAUGAACAAGGGCUUUACAUCCCCUCCCGAGAACUUUCUGCCGCAGCGGGAGCCGUUACAGCUUCCUUUGGAUCAGGAGGUCAUUGAGAAGAUGACGGGCUUUGAUUUUGGUCCUCCGGACUAUAUUAACGCGCAACUGACUAAAGUGCUUGAAUCGGAUGAUUACCAGCAUGCUGUUCGCCUGAACUUCCGUGAACACCCUAUUCCUAAUCAGACCGAGAAGAAGCGCGGCGUUUUUGACUUCUAUAAACGGCGAAACUCUGCUGCCAGCCGGGACACCCUGUCCGCCCCAUCGGCAGAAGCAAUUCAGCUGGGCAACGACCCUCUUAAUGCGUACAGCCCAUUGAUAUCUAUCUAUCAUCUUGUGAAGGAGAAACUAGACCGGGAACGGGCCGAAACCCGACCUGGUGCCCUCGGUCUUCGUCAAUCCCCUGGUGAUGUACAAGUGCCCGAGCUGGCGCCUCCGGAAGCUGCUCAUACUAACCAAUACCAGCUUCCGGGAGAGAGAGAUACAGGUCGGCGAUCUCGCCCGCGGGCUCGCACUCAUGGCGAGGACGAUGUCACAGAGGGGAUGAAGAGUAUGCACUCUUCUUCUCCAUCGGCACACGCAGUGCCGACGAUCGCACAACCGGACACCCCUGUCAAGAAAGAAAGCACUGCGGCCGGUAUUCUACGGCGUUUCAGUACGCGCAGAACCAAAGAUCGCAGCCGCGAUGUGGAACGGGAUCGCACCAGUACUCCAAACACUCCAACGCUCAAUGUUCAACCUCCUGCCGAUUCCGCUUCUCCAAUGAACCGUGGAUUUAGCGUGCGGCGAACACGACGUGCUGAUCCCUCUCCAGCUCCCCUGCCCUCUGGAGGUAGUCAGCCUCAACAUCAAGAUCUCCUGGCCGCUCCUGACUCUGGCGAUCAGUCUUCCAGAUCAAACAAGUUUUUGGGGCGGUCGACCAGUGUCAAUUCUGCGGAAUAUCGAACUAGAAGAGCGGCCCGGAGGAGUGAUGCAGAUGCCCUGGAUGUUGAGCGUCAGCCUCCCUCGACCAGUGGGUCCGACCAAAUUGAAUCAAACAACCAGCGAGACCAGGCUGGUGUCAAGCCUGCCACAAGCACCCGCACACAUACUGCCCGUACCAUGUCGCUUGGCCACGCCCGCCGUGAAAGCAUCCAGGCCCGCCGGGCCCGCCGGGAGGCAGCUCGGGAGGCCAAUGUGCCUGAAGAGACCGAUGCGGAUAUCUCUGGCGCAGGAACAGCUCUUGAAAGUGCCAACGAAGGCGAGGAUUUGUCCAAACCAGUCUAUCUCAAGGGCCUCUUCAGCGUGUCGACUACCAGCAGCAAACCUCUACCUGUCAUUCGUGCCGAUAUCAUCCGCGUUCUAAAACAGCUUGCUGUUGAUUACGUCGAGAUCAAAGGUGGAUUCAGCUGUCGACAUGCUCCUAGCAUCGAUCUGGACAAGGUGGUCGAUAUCAGCCCGCCUAGCCCCGAUCGGCAAGGACAGAUGUCGCACCGUCGUCGGAUUAGUUUUGGUGGGCUUCUCGGGCACGACGAUAGCCGUGAUGAUAGCCGUGGUGGACACCCCAAAUUACAACGUCGAACUCAGGGCCAACCGGACCGGAGCUUCACUACAAAUUCGGACGGAUCUGACGAGUACGUUGCCCGGGAGCAGCCUCACAGUGGCACGGUUGGUGAGCGAGUGGUCGGUGAGACUACAACCCGGGUCCAGAGUGAUACCGGUGAAAAUCUGGUACUGCGCUUUGAGAUUCUUAUCGUGAAGGUGCCUCUGUUUUCACUCCAUGGCAUUCAGUUCAAGAAGGUCGCUGGUGGCAUGUGGCAGUACCGAGAAAUGGCGAAGAAAAUUCUUGACGCUUUGCGCCUGUGA